Messenger RNA from Anneissia japonica, 2857 nucleotides. RefSeq names its product histamine H2 receptor-like. Bases 338 to 2212 code for a protein of 624 amino acids. Gene Ontology annotation, molecular function: G protein-coupled receptor activity. Gene Ontology annotation, cellular component: membrane. The transcript is spliced from 5 exons. The record is from RefSeq and is a predicted model, not a curated record. Gene Ontology annotation, biological process: G protein-coupled receptor signaling pathway. Lineage: Eukaryota; Metazoa; Echinodermata; Crinoidea; Comatulida; Comatulidae.
UUUACUUUGUAAAAUCAGUCACUGCUAUUUUAAAUAGUUUAGCCUAUCGAGAGAUAGGAAUCUAAUGCGCGAACCGUGCGUCACAUUACUAUUCUAAAUGUCUAACCAUACAGUUCUUAAUGUAUAACACUAUCGUCUACCCCAUUGGUUAAAUCGCUGAAUACUGUAAUUCGCUCAUUCCUUCGACUGUUUUGGAGAUUCAUGUAUGCAUUACUGCUGUGCUUUACUAAUCAAUUAGUGAUAAGUAUUCAGCAUUAACGGAUCUUGUGGGCACUAAGCAAGUUCAUUGUCGAAGGAGAAAGCACUGAAGAACAUACUAACAAGUAUAACAACCAGUAUGCUAGAUUCUCAUCAAAACAAUACAUCCGGGAGCUUUGCAGACUAUGAUGAAGAAAGUAGCAGCGUAGUUGUACCUGUGGCCGGGAUUAUUUUAAGCAUUCUUCUUGUGUUGGGAGUUUAUGGCAACAUUGCAGUGGCAGUCGUGACAUAUCGCAUGACGACAAACGGAUCAGUCGCAGGAAUGUUACAACUCAAUCUUGCCAUUAGUGACCUGCUAACCAAUUUAUUGGACAUGCCGAUUUUCUUCUCCACGCUGGUUACGGGCAAGUUGCAACUAAACUCGAACGGAUGCAACAUAUUUGCAUACAUCUCAGUGCUGCUCAACAUUGCAUCUGCUCUCAAUGUAGCCUCACUCAGCAUAGACAGAUAUUUAGCUAUUCUUCGGCCAUUGGAGUACAACCGACGAAUAACAAUGCGAACGGCAGCCACCAUGGUUUUAUCAAUUUGGAUCAUAUCAGGUUUUUGUAGCCUUUUGCCAUUCCUCGGAGUUGGACAGUACAGAUUCAUCCCAGCUGCCUACCAUUGCCUUCCUGACUGGACUUACACUGCAGGUUUAUUGUUUAUCUGCCUGAUAGUCUGUGCAGCAUUCAUUAUCCCUGCAAUUACGAUGUGCUAUUGCAAUUAUUCUAUAUUUCAAGUAGCGAGACGUCACAUAAGACCUCCAAACAACCAAGAACACAGCCACCUGCCGACAACGAGAUUUCCAGCGAAAAGGAUGUGGUUUGCCGCUGCCGUUUUUAUGAUCUCUUGGUCCCCUUAUUAUACCGUCAGUUUGUAUGUAUACACUAUACCAUAUAUUGAUCCAACGCUUUCUGUCACCAUUACUAUCGUCACGUUUACAUCGUAUCUGAGUUCCGUCAUUAACCCGUACAUCUAUUCCUUUCUCAAUCGGAAAAUUUGGACAACGUUUCGCAGAUUUGUACGACGACGGUGUUGUUUUACAAUACAGCCACGUAAAUCUUCCGUGAUAUUUUUAACAACUUCAAGGAGCAGAACGUCAGCUAAAAACCCACCACACAGAAUCUUACAGCUGGUUGAGGAGCACAGCACUCAAGUGCGUAGUGAAUGUAAUGAGAGCGUUCCGGCACAUAGGCCUAAGAAAAGAAGUGAAAUGCGCGUACAUCCAGUACGUAAUGAGUGCUAUGUGCACACGCAUCCAGCUCCUGGUAAUGAAUGGGAUGUGCACAUGCAUCCCAUGCGUAAUAAAAGUGGUGUCCAUGUACAUAAAAACAGUAUCACGCAAUGCAAUGUUUACGAACAUGCUGCACAUAGACAAUGUGAUGUGGACCGAAUACCAGUCCAAAUUGAAUGUGAUGCACCAACUCUACCGACAUAUGACGUUGGCAAACGUUAUACUGUGACUUCCCAUUAUCAUCCAUUUGCACCUACUAGCAGUGAAAUCGAAUGUACAAUUAGGAGGUCCUCCAUUUGCAAAGUUGAAAUGCAGGCAAUUGCAAUUACUGAUAGAGAAAGCUUCGUUCGUUUUGAAAGAGCUUUAUCAGAAGAUGAAGAUGAUGCUGAGAAACAGUCGCAUCAGCAAUUGAUUGUGACAUCUGAUUGUCUUGGAAGACGUUGCCCAGGGCAUAUAGAAGAACUCACAAGAGUCCGAAUCGGAUUGGACAAUCAGGAAAAUAGAGCUAGUAGGCAUAGACACAGCAUGCCUUACCCAAUCUAUCGGAAUCGUAGUCGUAUGGUAAAAGCAAUUUCUUACCCGGAGAAUACGAGUAGCAUUCGACUCGCUCGACUUCGCCAACAACUUAAAGAGUUGCGUAAAAAAAGAGGUUAUGACGUAUGUGCCAUAUGCAAUCAUGACACACAACAUGAUCUAAAACGCAGCCGUCGUUGUCACGAAAGCAGUGCUUCAAACAUCUAACGUUAAAUUUUUUUUUUCUAUUAAAACUAGUUCUUUUGUUACCCAGUCCGACCUUAAAUAUCAUGAUUUUCUUAGUUAUUCAAACUAUAAAAUAAACAUGAAGAGACAAUUACAUUAAACAAUCAUAGUCAUUACUAUUUAAUAAAACUAAAUUAUAUUUUCAAUUGCAUUUAUCACUUUAACAAGGUUUUAGUGGUAGUAUAUUGUUAAAAUGCUCAGAUAAGUCUUUCGCAAAGAGUUUAAAAUAAACAAAUUACAGGUCUCCCUCUAAUCUUUAAAGACCGCUCCAAUAAAAGACCACUUUUCUGUGGUCCCAAAUUAACAAAGCUGCUAAAAACCAUGGAAACACUGGUCCUAAAAUUGGUCUUUAACCGGAGACCUGUAGUUCCAAAAAACCUUCAGUUGCAUGUUAUGGACUGAUUAUUAAGGUACAUAUGCAUACAAUCCCAGCCACAAGUAUACAGUACCUGCUCCGAAGAAGCCUGCCGUAGUCGUUUGUAGCAAGAGGAUACUAUUUUUGUCAUUUUGAAAUUGGAAAAUGGAUAAAAAAAACCAUGUAAUAAAACAUUUGUUUCUCUAUUCAAUCAUUGUUUCUAUCAUUUACAUUUGUUUAUAUAUGUACUAUAUAUAUGUAUAUAUAUAUAU